GAAUCUUAAACACCUCCGAGUCAAGGCUGUCUGUCAGUCUGCCACUCAGUCGAGCGAUCGGUUCAUGACUCAGAACCAGCGCUACUCCAUGGUUCUUUUUUUUUUUUCUGAAGGCUGGCAAACAGGAAGUGGCUUGUGAAGUCAAGGAUGCAUCUGUUUGUAGAAGCCUUUCAGGAGGCUGUGGUGAAGCUACCUUAUUUUGUGGGGAAUGCCAUGGUGACCCACAGUGAGAUGCGGCGCAUCCUGAGUGAGAGCUUCUUUAUGGUGAAGGGAGCUGCGCUCUUCCUCCAGCAAGGGAGCUCUCAACAGGGCCAGAAAGUGCAACCCCACCACAAACAUGCAGGGGACUUACCACAACACCUACAGGUGAUGAUAAACAUUCUUCGCUCAGAGGACCGGAUCAAACUGGCCGUGCGGCUGGAGAGUGCAUGGUUAGAUCGUGUGCGAUACAUGGUAGUUGUAUACACCAGUGGACGGCAGGACACAGAGGAGAACAUCCUACUGGGAAUCGACUUUACUAACAAAGACUGCUGUUCGAUUGGCAUGGUGCUGCCUCUGUGGAGUGACAGUAAAAUCCAUCUGGAUGGAGAUGGGGGCUUUACUGUGAAUACGGCAGGGCGGACUCAUGUCUUCAAACCUGUGUCAGUGCAGGCUAUGUGGUCAGCUCUCCAGGUGCUCCACAAGGCCUGCGAGGUGUCCCGUAGAUACAACUAUUUCCCUGGGGGAAUGGCUCUCACUUGGAUGGGUUACUAUGAAAGCUGCAUUGCUUCAGAGCAGAGUUGCAUCAAUGAAUGGAACACCAUGAAGGACUUGGAAUCCACACGUCCCGACUCGCCUACGAUGUUUGUCGACAAGCCUUCAGAGAGAGAGAGGACAGAGUGCCUUAUCAGAGCCAAACUCCGAAGCAUCAUGACAUGCCAGGAUCUUGAGAACGUCACAUGCAAACAGAUCCGUACGGAGUUGGAGCAGCAUAUGAGCUGCAACCUGAAGGAAUUCAAAGAGUUCAUCGACAAUGAGAUGCUGUUGAUUUUGGGACAGAUGGACAAAGCCACGCUCAUCUUUGACCACGUUUACCUGGGCUCUGAAUGGAAUGCGUCAAAUUUGGAAGAACUGCAAGAGACAGGGGUGGGCUAUAUCCUCAAUGUUACCAGGGAGAUAGACAACUUUUUUCCAGGCACAUUCAGUUAUCACAAUAUACGCGUGUAUGACGAAGAGGCCACUGACCUGCUGGCUCACUGGAAUGAUACGUACAACUUCAUUGUGAAAGCAAAGAAGAACUACUCCAAAUGUCUUGUUCACUGUAAGAUGGGUGUCAGCCGAUCUGCCUCCACAGUCAUCGCGUAUGCCAUGAAAGAAUACGGCUGGUCGCUAGAGAAGGCGUACAACUUUGUCAAGGAAAAGAGGAGCAUCACACGACCUAACCCAAGUUUCAUGAGACAGCUGGCAGAGUAUGAGGGCAUCCUUGAUGCCAGCAAACAGCGUCACAACAAGCUGUGGCAUCCAGACGCAGACUGUGAGAUGGCCGAGGGUCAGCAGGUCUCAGUCCAAUGCUGUGGUGAGGAAGAGGGAGACCACCUGACCCCAGAGCCAGCGAUGUCUCCCUGCUGUGAAGAUGUGCUGCCCGACAAAGGCGCGGCAUGCCCCUCCCCUUGCCGAAAAGUAGCUCUGGAGAUCGACCCCGCCUACAACAACUAUUAUUUCCGGAGGCUGUCUGACUCUGCGCUGGACAGUGAGCCCUCAACACCUGUGCGUGGCCCCCCUCUACUUGGCAUGGAGAAGGUCUUCAUUGAAAUUGAGGAUGUUGAGCGAGAUGCUCUGCUGGAUGAUGAGGCAUUUGAUGGGCGGGAGGGCCUGGGGCUUCCCCCUUUUGGCUCAACAGCGGAGGGCACCGCAGCCCAGACCGGCAACCGUGGCCCAGAGCCCCUGGAGGAGCUGCGUCUGAGACUGGAGUUUAGCACAGUAGAGGAAGAGGAUGAAGAAGAUGUGCAAAAGGAGGAGGCAGACAUGGAGGUCCUAAUGCAACCAGAUGACGGAGGGGGUGGGGACGGAGGUGGAGGAGCGGAGGAAACGCAAGAUUUAGAGGUCGAAGGGGAUGCAGACGGCAAUGGCAUGGACCUGGUAACUCUGAACGAAAAUUCCAACAACAACAACCGUUUUACCUCUCACCAGAACAUUAAUGGAAAAGCUGCCACGCUUGCAGCUGAUGUGUCUUUAUUUUCACGGAGGGGUUUAAAUUCCAAGCGGAUGGACAUUUCUCCAACCUCUGUUUCAGAGCCUUGCCUUAAGCUCAGUCCUACUGACGUCCCAAGUGCUCCAUUCCUGCUAUCUUCAAAAGACCUUGAGUCUACCAUGGUGUCUCUUUCCGACUGUGCCAACAGUGCUUCCUUUGGUCCCGCAGCUCUCCCAGAUGUACCGCAGCAGCCAGCUGACUCCCUUCAUCAUAUUGUCGGGGUGCAGGACUGUGGUGAUAUGUGGCAUGUAAACAGAGAGUGUGAGAAUAGGCCACCUUUGGGUUCUGCAGAGGUUCUCCCUGAGCUGAUGACACUGGAGUUGCACAAAGAUACACCUUGCCACCUGAACCAGCAGGAGGGGACCUUUGUGGAGCUUCAGAAGCCAGGUGUGGUGCGCCGCCAUGCAGAGAGAUUGGAGAGACUUUCGGGUUUGACCCAAGAGAGCCUGCCUUCUUCUCUAAAGCCUUUACCCGCAUGUCAAAUGUCCAAGAACUUUCAGCAUGAGGAGGAAGGGGAAGAGUUCCCUGUCUUUCCAAGGGACUUGAUAAAAUCAUCUACACCGUGCCAAGUAAGGUUAGAGCCCCUGGUUGUUCCCCUUACCAAUGAAGCCUUGUUGGGGGUGGUGGGGGCGGGGAUGCUUACCCCCACCUCCUCGCCUCACGGCACCACAUUGACGCGCAGCUCCAGCAGUGACAGUCUGCGCAGCGUGAGAGGAAAGCCCGGCCUUGUACGUCAGCGGGCACAAGAGAUCGAGACACGGAUGCGUCUGGCGGGCCUCACUGUGUCGUCCAGGCUCAAACGGUCCAACUCGCUGGCCAAGUUGGACAGCCUCAAUCUCUCCUCCGAAGACCUGUGCUCUGCCUGCUCAUCAGAUGCAGGAACACUACUGCUUCUCUCGCUGUCCCCGGAGCCAGAUCACAGCAUGGAGUGGGAGUCUCCUGCCACCCCCGCUCAAUCCCGACCCUGCCAGGACUUGGACACUGCAGAGAAAGCUCUAGCAGGGGAGCCCAUAAGCUGACCGGCAUGUUGGUUCUCCAGCUCCCUCUCAUUUCUCAUCCCGUAGCACUGUAGAGGGUUGUACAGAUUGUGGAAACAAAAAAGAAUAUUUACACCACAUUCACAUGUUUGUCAAACUGCUUUGACAGUGACCGUCAUAUUGCUGUAUCUGAUAAGAGAAGCCAUCAGUUCACCUCUGACAUGGUUGGGAUAAACAAGUGCCUUACGUUUGAGACCAGAGAGGCACCAGGUUUUAGGCAGAAGGGUAAGAGGGUGAAAACAACCUUCAAUUCACAGCCCCUAGUACGUGGUAUGUACUGAAAAUGUGUAUUGUAUCCAUCUGUAUUUUUUUUUUAUUCAGUCCGGUACAAAGUAGUAUUGGUAAUUGACCAACCAGUUUUUCUUUCUUCCUGUCAGAAAGUGUUGUUUUUGUAAGUAUUAAUAAUUGUACAGUUGUACUACACUGUUUUGUUUGUUUUGUUUUUGUUUUUUUUUGGUCUUAGAUGCCACAGGCCUUCAUGUUGAUAUCGUGGAGAGCCAUUUCAUGCUGAAGUUGAGAUCAAAUUAUGAAAUUGAUGCGUGACGAAGCCCGAGUUUGAUUGAGUGAUUGAAAUGACAAGUGGAGAGAGUGUGGCGUUUUACUGUCUUCAACCAACAUAAGAACAAUUUCUGAGUGUGCUGUUCCUUUGCACUUUUUUUUUUAAAUUAUGUAUCAUGGUACACAACAAGCUAUGUUCCAAAAUAACAUUGAAGUAAUGUUAACCACCUCAUAAUUCCCUUCAGUGAUUUUAGGGAAAGCGGUAAGCAAUCAUGCUGCGUGGCUUGAAUUAUAUUUAAUGUAACGCAAAUCAAGGAUUUCAGAUCAGAAAUUUACUUUUUCUUUGGCCAUAGUCCUUUUAAAAUUCUUGAAAAGCUGCAAGUACAAAAAUAAAUCAUCCCUUAGGAUUGCCAACAUUAUUUUUAAAUGUGAAAAACCAAAGCGCUGCGGUUGUCUCAUCAAUUUAAAGCUGUAUGAUAUAGUCCUUGUGUAUAUCAUGUAUUUAAACGCUGUCACAUCAUUUUGCACAUUUGGGAGAAAUGGGAAAACUUGAGGGAGUUGUUGGGCUUAUUGCUGUUAGGCUUUUAUGCUCAUAUCCACUUUUUUUAAACUACGAUCACAAUAGGUUACGCCAUUUUUGGUAACCAUGUUUUUUUAUACUUAAAGUAUGCAGUAACUUUUGUACUGUACAUUGCUGUAGUCUGAUUGCAUAUUGCACUUUUUAUGUUAACGUACUGUAUGUGUCAUUACGAAAAUAAACAUGUUUUUUUUUCA
Hippocampus zosterae (dwarf seahorse) is the source of this 4539-nucleotide messenger RNA. RefSeq names its product slingshot protein phosphatase 1a (gene ssh1a). Gene Ontology annotation, biological process: negative regulation of actin filament polymerization; actin cytoskeleton organization; protein dephosphorylation. NCBI's taxonomy places the organism in Eukaryota, Metazoa, Chordata, Actinopteri, Syngnathiformes, Syngnathidae. Bases 148 to 3249 code for a protein of 1033 amino acids. The record is from RefSeq and is a predicted model, not a curated record. Gene Ontology annotation, cellular component: cytoplasm. Gene Ontology annotation, molecular function: protein tyrosine/serine/threonine phosphatase activity; actin binding. The transcript has 14 exons.